AUGGUGUUAAGAUUUCGUAUAACACAUGGUGUUGGCUAUUUUCCAGCGAAACUCCGUAACCCCACACUUUUGCUCGUACUUUACCCUUCCCUCUCGGACAUACAGAAUCCGGAAUUUCCGGACUGGCCUGCAUCCGUACAUUUUUUGGUUGGUCGGGCUCUGUACAGUCUGAUCUAUGACCGUGUCCGAUUCAAUCGCAACGAACCGGUUCGAAUCCGCCAAACAACCACAGUCUCCUCAUCAAGCAAGGAACAGGCACAGCAGCGGUUUCAUUCGGACAGUGCUGCCCCACGAUCAGAGGAAGCACCUGCUCUGUUCGAAGUAUGCACUGAAUAUCCGGGAGAACUGCGCAACGAGGUUAAGAUUCACCCUGCUCUGUUAAACUGGUAUCGUGAUGCGAAUUACCCACCGCUGAGCUUUCAUCCAGCUGAAUUACCGAUGCUCUGCCCGCCCGUCCCUUGGACCAGCACAAAAGAUGCCGGUUAUUUGAUGUCUCGCAACUAUGCAACACGACUUAUUCGGCAUUCGAACAACUAUCCGGAAUCCAUUCCCGUCCUGAAUGAUGAUCUGGAUUUUGACUCGAAACGUAUCCCGGCUAUUUUCGAUGCAUUGAACUGCUUAGCCUCCUGUCCGUGGCGUGUAAAUGAACCAAUCCUCGAUGGUCUCAUCGAGGUUGCACGUGCUGGAGGCAGUCGCAAAUUAGGCGUGCCGGAACGUGUGUCCCGUAACCCGUCCGAAUCGUUGUGCAUAACAAAGUCGAUGAGCUAUGAGGAACGUCGUAGAGCCCGUCGAGCAAGCCGUGAAGCAUGGCUACGGUUCAAUGAGGCGAGGUCGUUGUGGGCCAACGAAUUAUAUCGAUUGUCCAUUGCAAAUCAGUAUCGUGGGCGCGUGUUUUGGUUCCCGCACAGCAUGGACUUUCGUGGUCGUGUCUAUCCUUGUCCGCCCCAUUUCCAUCACAUGGGUAGUGACAUUUCUCGUGGAUUAAUAGUAUUUGCAAAAGGUAUGCCUCUUGGUCCAAAAGGAUUGGAUUGGCUAAAGAUUCAUUUGGUCAACUUAACUGGAUUGAAGAAAAGAUGCUCCAAUAAUGAACGUCUCGAAUUCGCAAACACCAUUUUGGACGAUGUUCUAGAUUCUGCCAUUAAUCCUUUCGAGGGUCGUAAAUGGUGGCAAGAGCAAGAAGAACCAUGGCAAACAUUAGCUUGCUGUCAGGAGAUCCUCAGAGCGUUGAAUCAUGAGGGGGGUCCGGAAUCGUUCAUCUCACAUUUCCCGGUACACCAGGAUGGCUCGUGCAACGGGUUACAACACUAUGCCGCUCUGGGUCGCGAUCGCCGCGGUGCGGAAUCGGUUAAUCUGACGAACAAGGAUUGUCCACAAGACGUUUACGGCGAUGUGGUCGAAGUGGUUGAGGCUCAGCGACGUGAAGAUGCUGCUGCCGGAGUCCCAGUUGCCCAGAUAUUGGAAAACUUUGUUCGGCGUAAAGUGAUUAAACAGUCCGUGAUGACCACCGUCUAUGGUGUGACACUAUACGGCGCCUCGGAACAGAUUCGGAAACAACUCCGAGACUUGAAUGAUUUUCCAGGACGCGAUUGGAUCGGACCGGCCGCAUCUUAUCUAGCCCGAUCUACGUUGACCAGUAUCGGGCGUAUUUUCACAUCAUCUGCCGAGAUUCAGGCUUGGUUCGGACAGCUUGCUCAACACAUUUCCGGUCAGUUACUCAGCCGCGUGAGCUGGGAAACACCCAUGGGUCUUCCUGUCACACAGCCUUACAUUCGGCUAUCAGGAUCAACAUUAUACUCCAGUGAUGCAGAUGACCACCCUGGUGUUCCUGAUUUAUCAUCCAAAGUUACCUUGCCCAUACACACAAGAGACUUUUCUCAGUCCAUCUCCCAACUGGAUGUACCGGUUCCCAAUCCGAUCAAACAAAAGAACGCAUUCCCGCCCAAUUUCAUUCAUUCGCUGGACUCUUGUCACAUGAUGCUUACCGCACUGCAUUGUCUCAAGGCCGGAAUCACAUUUGCCUCUGUGCAUGACUGCUUCUGGACCCACGCAGCGACUGUGGACGUAAUGAAUGAGAUCUGCCGAGAAGAGUUUAUUGCUCUGCACAGUGAACCAAUUUUGCAAAAUUUUGCUGAUUAUCUACGCCAGAGGUUUGCCUACUCUCAGAGUGAGAUUGCCAACAUGACCUCGGAGACCAGACGGGCCAGAGCAAUGGCAUUCAAUCAGCUUCUGAGUCACGUGCCCAAACAAGGUUUAUUCGAUCUCAGCGAGGUGCGUAAUUCAACCUAUUUCUUCAGCUAG
Messenger RNA from Fasciola hepatica (liver fluke), 2298 nucleotides. The record is from the annotation of a GenBank genome assembly. NCBI's taxonomy places the organism in Eukaryota, Metazoa, Platyhelminthes, Trematoda, Plagiorchiida, Fasciolidae.